UCCGCUGCCAGGCGGGGGUGGUGGCGGACCCUAAGCGGCCGGAGGGAGCCGGCAGGAUGGAGAGGCCGGAGCAGGGCCCCGGGGAACCGGACUCCCACCCCCGCGCCAACGGCUGCAGCCUGACGGGAUACGGGGCGCUGCGGAACGGAUACGUGCGGGGCCUGCCCGAGGCCGAGACCCAGAUUCAUCACAUUGCCCACAAUGGAGGAUUAUAUAAAAGACCCUUUAAUGAAGCUUUUGAGGAAACACCAAUGCUGGUUGCUGUGCUGACGUACGUGGGUUACGGUGUCCUCACCCUCUUUGGGUAUCUGCGAGACUUUCUGCGACAGUGGAAGAUUGAGAAGUGUCAACAUGCAUCAGAGAGAGAGGAACAAAAGGACUUUGUCCCAUUGUAUCAGGACUUUGAAAACUUCUACACAAGGAACCUCUACAUGCGCAUCCGAGACAGCUGGAACAGACCAAUCUGCAGUGUGCCUGGGGCCAAAAUGGACAUGCUGGAGAGAUUUUCCCAUGACUACAAUUGGACAUUUACGUACACAGGGAGAGUGAUAAAAGACGUUAUUAACAUGGGUUCCUACAACUAUCUUGGAUUUGCUCAGAACACUGGAAUUUGCAAAGAAGCAGCAGCUAAAGUACUGACACAGUAUGGAGCUGGGGUAUGCAGCACUAGGCAGGAAAUGGGAAAUCUGGACAAGCAUGAGGAGCUGGAAAAACUAGUGGCCAGGUUCCUGGGUGUGGAGGCUGCAAUGACAUAUGGGAUGGGAUUUUCAACCAACUCAAUGAACAUUCCUGCUUUAGUUGGCAAGGGCUGUCUGAUACUGAGCGAUGAGCUGAAUCAUGCAUCACUAGUGCUUGGAGCAAGAUUGUCAGGAGCAACUAUUCGAGUCUUCAAGCACAACAACAUGCAGAGCCUGGAGAAACUGCUCAGAGAUGCCAUUGUGCAUGGGCAACCUCGCACCCGCAGGCCCUGGAAAAAAAUCCUCAUCCUGGUGGAGGGAAUUUACAGCAUGGAGGGUUCCAUAGUCCGCCUGCCUGAAGUGAUUGCCCUCAAGAAGAAGUACAAGUCAUACCUGUACCUGGACGAGGCUCACAGUAUAGGUGCCCUGGGUCUCACUGGCCGGGGUGUGGUGGAGUAUUUUGGACUUAACCCUGAAGAUGUGGAUGUUAUGAUGGGAACGUUCACCAAGAGCUUUGGAGCUGCUGGAGGGUACAUUGGAGGCAAGAAGGAGCUGAUUGACUACCUCCGUACGCACUCUCAUAGUGCAGUGUAUGCCAUGUCACUGUCACCGCCUGUUGUGGAGCAAAUCCUCACCUCCAUGAAGUGCAUUAUGGGUGAAGAUGGCACAACUUUUGGCAAGGAAUGUGUGCUGCAGUUGGCGGAGAACACCAGGUAUUUCAGGAGGCAGCUGAAGAAGAUGGGCUUUAUUAUCUAUGGAAACGAAGAUUCCCCGGUUGUGCCUUUAUUGCUGUACAUGCCAGCAAAAGUUAGUGCAUUUGGGCGAGAGAUGCUGAAGCGAAACAUAGGAGUCGUGGUUGUGGGUUUCCCUGCCACCCCAAUCAUCGAAUCCAGAGCCAGAUUCUGUGUGUCUGCAGCUCAUACCAAAGAGAUACUUGAUACUGUUUUAAAGGAAUUAGAUGAAGUUGGGGACCUCUUGCAACUGAAGUAUUCUCGUCACCGGUUGGUGCCUCUCUUGGAUCGGCCUUUCGAUGAGACUACGUAUGAAGAAACAGAAGACUGAACUCCCUCCACAUGCCUUGGGGCACUCCCACGGGAGACUCUGUGGCACACAGGCCACGCGGUCCUUGAACCACACACUUCUGACUGCUUAGCAUAAAAAGGACAUUUUUUCACAAUACUGAAGUAGCCACAUCAUCUCUAAAUGGCAUUUUGUAAAUAGUAAAACAGCUUUGAUUCUUGUCUCUUGAGGGUAUGGCCCUAGAGAGAUGCUUGACUUUAUUUUUUUUCUUGUUGCUUUUUUAAUUAUUUAUUUGUCACCAUGAAAUCAGUGACCCUAGUUGGCACAGAUGCCCCAUGUACACUACUAGUCUCAGGAGUGCCAGCUGAAAUGUCGUGUCUGCAGCACGGCAUUGUUGUGGCAGCACUUCCAAUUCACUGCUAGGCAUCUAACUUUGCCAGGGAGUGAUGGGCUGGCCAGUUUGUUCAAUGGAGACCUCCUAGAGAAACUGUUGAUGACUUGUUUAAUCUUUUAACAAGAUGGAUAAUCAACCAAAGCUUUUUUCCCUUUUGCAUUUACUUAUGUCUAAAACUUGAGUUGUCUUUUUUUAAAUAAUAAACAUGUUGCUGACAUGUCACUGACAGAAACACUGUUCCAAAAUGUUGGCUAGUUCCACCAGCCACAAACAAGAGAACUCCCUGGACUUCAUCCUUUUCCCUCAGUCUGGCUACCCCAUUGUUUCCUGGUUUGAUGCCAAGUAUUGUCUCGUUAAAGGGAGUGAUGGAGAGCCUUUCUGAAUAGGAAAGAUCUUGCCACUGUUAUUUUCCUCAUAGUGCUAACUCAUGGCAUAGUCAGGCCUCCACUUCCAAAAAUGAGUUUAGUGUCUCACUUCCUCAUGUACAAAUGACUUUCCUUUGCUCAAGCUUCAGAACUGUCCAGGUCUGUAAAAAGAUGAUCAGAUGACUGAUAGGUUAUAAAAAAUUAUAUUCAGAAUUAUAACUAAAACCCACAAACCUUUCUCUUCUACUGGAGAAAGCUCCCAUUUGCUAUCAGAACCAGAAUUGCGUAGUAAGAAGGGUAUAAUGAGCAACUACAUUUGGGGCAGUUCUGCAAAAGAAAUCUUUGUGCACAGCAUGCAGUUAACUCCAAUGUAGCGUGUUCUGAUUUGUUUGUCUGAGACUCUCAAUGUAUUUUGUGAAAUUGCUUUUGCAAAGAUUAAUGUCUUAAACAAAGCACUGAAUGAGACUGCAAAGCCAAGAUCUACAAUUUGGUGUGGGGGUCACUCUUAAAGUUGGUUUGGUCAUGAUGCUCUGUGCAGGUGGCAGUGACCUUUAGAAAGAGAAUCUCAGUUUUCAAAUGGAAGCAGAGUGUGGAUCAAGUCCAUCUGUCUGGUGUAGCAAAGCAAAAGAUAACUUUUUAAGUGUCAUUGUAGUUCUGUAACUUUCAUUCUGUGCCACUGACAGAAGUGGCACUCUUUGAUCACUAAAGCCAAGCACAUCUGCAGAUACUACGUGGUGGAUUAAAGCAGUAUCACCUUCUGUUUUAUAGAAACUCCAUUUUAUAAUCUAGGCUAUGUUUACACUAGCACUUAUGUCGGUCAGGGGUGUGGAAAAAAACACCGCAUGUGGGGGAUGGUUUUAAUUAUACUCACGGUAGAGCUCUCUCCUGUCGGCAUAGAGCAGCUACACAGGAGACUUUAGAGCGGUGCAGCUGCAGUGUGCUGCUGUAAGUUCUGUAGUGUAAACACAGACCUAGACUUGGGCAUCUUGCCCCAUGCUGUAUAACUAACCCUCAGAAGCAAAUUGUCUCAUGUCUAAAAACAAUCAUUUUUAUUGAUUUGAAGUGCAGUAGUACAAAAUCAGAAGUUAUAAAAAUGUAAAUUGAAAUUAUGAAUUGAAACAGCCAUGGAUAAGUUCUCCAGUGUAUCCAAUCCACUGGAGAUGUUUUGUUUGAUGGAAUUGAUCAUCUAUCCAUACAAUAUGUCCAAACCUCACAUGUGGUCAUAACCAUAGAAUAGUUUCCUUUAUUUCUUCAGUCAUGGAAUAAACUGCAAAGUCCUGGAA
Messenger RNA from Gopherus flavomarginatus (Mexican gopher tortoise), 3739 nucleotides. RefSeq names its product serine palmitoyltransferase long chain base subunit 2 (gene SPTLC2). Lineage: Eukaryota; Metazoa; Chordata; Testudines; Testudinidae. The transcript is spliced from 12 exons. Gene Ontology annotation, biological process: ceramide biosynthetic process; sphingosine biosynthetic process. Bases 57 to 1739 code for a protein of 560 amino acids. Gene Ontology annotation, molecular function: serine C-palmitoyltransferase activity; pyridoxal phosphate binding. Gene Ontology annotation, cellular component: serine palmitoyltransferase complex. The record is from RefSeq and is a predicted model, not a curated record.